This is a messenger RNA of Zasmidium cellare ATCC 36951, 1923 nucleotides long. RefSeq lists its product as uncharacterized. Lineage: Eukaryota; Fungi; Ascomycota; Dothideomycetes; Mycosphaerellales; Mycosphaerellaceae. The transcript has a single exon. Gene Ontology annotation, biological process: protein histidyl modification to diphthamide. The coding region runs from base 1 to 1923 and encodes 640 amino acids. The record is from RefSeq and is a predicted model, not a curated record. Gene Ontology annotation, molecular function: diphthine-ammonia ligase activity.
AUGAGUAACCUCAAUGUCGUCGCCCUCAUCUCAGGCGGCAAAGACUCUUUCUUCUCCAUCCUCCACUGUCAAGCCAACGGCCACAAUGUCGUAGCAUUGGCGAACUUGCACCCUCCUCAGGUAGAGGGAGCUGGGCAGGCCGACGAUCUCGAAAGCUACAUGUACCAGACUGUCGGGCAUGCGGUCAUUCCCCUCUAUGAACAAGCCCUCGGACUGCCUCUUUACCGGCAGGAUAUCAUCGGCGGUGCCGCGAAUCAGAACAAAAGCUAUGGUGUGACCACAGAGACUGCGCAGGACGAGACUGAGUCACUCCUGCCACUUCUACGGAAAGUCCUUGCUGCUCAUCCAGAGGUCAACGCUGUGAGCACUGGCGCCAUACUCUCAGAUUACCAGCGGACACGAGUCGAAUCUGUCGCUCUUCGCCUUGGGCUCACACCUCUCUCAUACUUGUGGCAAUGGCCAUCGCUACUACCUCACACGCCAUCGUCUCUGCUGGAAGACAUGGCUUCCGUGGGCCAGGACUCCCGCAUCAUCAAGGUAGCUUCUGGUGGGCUAGACGACAGCUUUCUAUGGCAGAAUGUUGCCGACCGACGGACUAUUGCACGACUCAUGAAGGCUACAGGGAGGUUCGGCUCGCCUGGAGAUGGUGCCGUGCUCGGAGAAGGUGGCGAAUAUGAAACCUUGGCAAUCAGCGGCCCUGUUCCCUUGUGGAAAUACGACAUCGUUGUCCCUCCCGAAGGAGUUCACAUUCUGUCUGGCGAGGCUGGCAGUGCUUCAGUACAGAUCAGCCAGCCGUGUGUCUGCCCGAAAGCUGGAACAGCACCUGCAGCUGAAUUACCCAGACCACCACUUCUUGAAGACCAAUUCCAAGCCAUGUAUGAGGCUCUUGUGGCGCACAACCAUGAGCAUACCGACACGCCUUCAGAAUCCUCGAAGCUAGAAUCACCUACUGGUGGUAAUUCUGAAACGGAUGACUUCGUGCUGCUGUCGAACCUGACUGGCGCAGGCCACACUCCAGCCGAGCAAACAAGAUCAAUCAUGGACAGGAUCAUUGCGCAGCUGGGCGGCAGGAAUCAGGGUCCGGACAAUAUUGCCUACACUGUCAUCACUUUGCGAAACAUGGGCGACUUUGCGGCCGUGAAUGCAGUAUACGGGAGCUAUUUUGUCAGUCCAAAUCCACCAGCACGAGCAACAAUAGCUUGUGGUAGUGUGCUCCCAGCCGAUGCACUCCUCUCCAUCAGUGUCACUGCCUCUCCGGAUCCAAGGGAGGGCUUACAUGUGCAGUCAAGAUCAUACUGGGCCCCCGCGAAUAUCGGGCCAUACUCUCAAGCCGUCAGAUUUUCCGACAACUGUGGCUCUAAAUCAAUGGGCGGUGCCGUCUUGAUAGCAGGACAGAUACCCCUCAUACCUGCUACGAUGGACCUACCGAAGCACUCGCAUCCUUCUCGCACUCAGAGUUUUGCAAGACAAGCAGUCCUCGCAUUACAACACCUUUCUCGCAUCAGCCGGGUAAUGAAGGUGAGGCGCUAUUCCUACGCAAUUGCACUUAUCGCGUGUUCAGGGACCGAGCUCGAUGGCUUGGCUGCGAAAGCAGAUACAGUCAGACGUGCUUGGAAUCUGUUCCAUAAACCACCGCCAAGCACUCAGACGGAAGACGACGAUGAAGAUUUUGACAUCUGGCACCAGAAGUACGGCGCCGAAAAGACGCCAUGGCUGGCACACAGCUCAGGCACGAUCGAAGACGACGACGAGGCCCAAAUAGGCGUGCCACCACUGGUUGUUAUCUCUGUUGACAGCCUGCCACGGCAGUCAGAUGUCGAAUGGAUUGGCAGUUGUAAGACUGUGAUUAAUCACGAUGAGAGACCUCCUCUACACCUUCAAUGCCUACUAGAUGCCUUUCGAGACCGCAUUCUGCUGGGAUGA